Molecule: messenger RNA, 721 nt
Organism: Coregonus clupeaformis (lake whitefish)
Lineage: Eukaryota; Metazoa; Chordata; Actinopteri; Salmoniformes; Salmonidae
Product: testis-expressed protein 49
Exons: 5
Coding region: 117-617 (166 amino acids)
Source: RefSeq, a predicted model, not a curated record
UGAAGACAAGGUUGUAAAGUGGCAGAAUUGCCCUUUAAGUGCCUUGCUCAAGGACACAGCGACAGAUUUUUCACCUUGAUGGCUCAGCUUCGGGCUGUUGCUGGCAACGGUACUUGAUGGCUUUCUUCGGGAUAACAAAUUUGGGCUAUCAAAAUCCCAUCGGAGACAAGAUGCUAGUGAAUCCACGAGCGUCUGCUUCCCACGGCGGUAAAAGGACGCCAGACUCCCUGGCCUUUACAGAUGUUGAGGUUGAUUUAAGGAGCUGGGCUAAACAGUCAAGACUGCCCCCAAUCCAAGUCCAGAGGGGACCCCCUAAAUGCACCGAUACCUGCAGCAUCUACAACCAGCCACCUCCCUUCAGCCCAGACAUACACCAAGGGAGCCAGGAGCGAUACAGAGAGAUGCUCAAACGGGUUCAGACACCCAGAUCCCCGAACCAGCUGUACUCAGUGCCCCUGACAGACAGCCAGCAGUGUGGAUGGUGGAUGCCCAAUGGAGGCCAAGGAAAUAUGCAGGAACCCUGGACCCAAGUGAGACGAUUCCCCCGCAAGAACAGUGAGAUGACCAAGUUUGUGAAAGAGAUGUCAAUGACGGACCGAGAGUUCAGCUUAUUCUGAUUUCCUAUCCUGCAGUAAGACACGCAUGCGCACGAUCCCAAGACCCUUGGGACCUUUGAACCGUAAGGACUAUUGUGGUUUAAUAAACAGCCACUUUCAACAUA